AUGACCGAACAUGAGUCUUUAGGCCUGGAGCAAAAUCAAGACGGCGGUGACACUUAUAGACAUCACAACCUAAGCGAUGGGUGUAUUUCGAGUGUUGAAGACGCCAACGAGCAGCCUAGUUCGUAUGAAGAGGAAAGUGAUGAUGAUAUGCAAUAUUACGAACGUGCGAUCCAGGAAAUUUCUAGCGGUGACUCAUAUGUUUGUAUGAUUUGUACAGUAGAGAUGGAUUAUACGUGCCAAAUGUUUGCUUGCAAGAGAUGUUAUAGAGUGUUUGAUUACGGAUGCAUAAGAGAAUGGGCGUUAAAAUCAACGGAAAAAACCGUAGAUAGAAUAUGGAAAUGUCCAAACUGCUAUUAUGUUAGCAAAAGAGUUCCGGUAAAAAAUCGGCCCACAUGUUGGUGCGGUAAAGUUGUUAAUCCUGAUCCGAAUCCGCUGGAUCCUAACUCAUGUGGACAAACCUGCAAUGCUUCUACUUGUAUGCAUGGUUGUUCCAAAAUUUGUCAUCUAGGGCCGCAUCCAGAGUGUACUAGAAUGGUCGAGAUUAUGUGCCACUGUGGUAAGCAUUCGAAAAGUAUCUUUUGUUACCAGUCUAAAGUUAUGAAAAAAAACUUCAACUGUCAAGAAGUAUGUGGAUUGCCUUUAUCUUGCUCCAUCCACACCUGUAAAAAGAAAUGCCACCCUGGCUUAUGUGGGCCAUGUCCAGAAAUGAUAAUUAGUAAAGAUAGUCCGAAAAAGCAAAUAAAAUGCUACUGUGGUAACCACACUCGUGCUAACAUAAAGUGUAGUGAAACAAAGUUUCCCAAGUCCGGUAAGUCGUCGAAGGAUGAAAAUGGGAACAGGUGGAUAGGCGUGUUUGCCUGUGCAGAUAAUAGAGUUGUCGACUACUCAUGUCGCAAGCAUUCAUUCAUAGAAUCUUGCAUAAGCCCACCCACAAUUAAUGGAGAAAAGGCAUGCCCAUUUUUGCCUAGCUCUUUGAAAACUUGUCCCUGUGGCCGGACAGCCCUAGAGGAACUGACUAAGCCUCGUAAGCAUUGUGAUGAUCCGAUACCAACCUGCGACUCAAGAUGCGGUAAACCACUAAAAUGUGGCAAACAUUCGUGCCCCUUCACUUGUCAUGAUAAAGCCUGUAUGGAACCCUGCUUGCAAAUUGAUAGUGUAAAAUGUGCUUGUGAGCAAAGUACAUUUUCAGUUCCAUGUGGAUUUCAAGGAAGGCCUCGCUGCAAUAUUAAAUGCGAAUCCCUGAUGUCAUGCCGUAGACAUAGAUGCACCGAUAGGUGCUGCAGUGGUAGGCCAUCGGCGAUAAGAAGGAAGAAAAACUUGUUCAGAACGCAAGAUUUGUUGGAUGAGUCUCUUGUGGAAGCAAAACAUAUCUGCCUAAAACCGUGUAACUUGACCCUAUCAUGUGGAAUUCAUAAAUGUCAGAGAAAAUGUCACCCAGGAAAGUGUCCGCCCUGUUUAGAGAGUGAUUCGAACGAUCUGGUCUGCCCAUGUGGCAAUACAGUUGUUCCUGCACCCGUGCGUUGUGGCACGAAGCUACCUACAUGUAAUCAUCCAUGUAUUAAAGUUGUGCGUGGCGAAUCUACGUGUGGUCAUAAACCAAUGCCACAUACCUGUCAUUCCUUGGAUGUGUCGUGCCCGCCAUGUACGGAAACCGUAUUUAAACCUUGUAAAUGUGGGAAGAAAACUAAAGUGAGAACGGUUUGUUUUCAAACAGACGUAUCAUGUGGAAUAAAAUGUGGGAUACCACUCUCUUACUGUUAUCAUACCUGCCAAAAAACAUGUCAUUUACCAGGAAAUUGCCAAAAGGUGUGUAAACAGACCUGUGGGCAAAAAAGGCUCAAUUGUAAUCAUGAAUGUCCUAAACCGUGCCAUGGUAAGACAGAGUGUCCCGAUUUACCUUGUGCCACGCUAGUGAAAAUUUAUUGUAAAUGUGGAAGGAUCAAAAAAAGUGUUACUUGUGGCGCAAAAAGUGAUAGAGUAAGUGUAACUGAAUCUUCCGUGCUGGAUUGCAAUGAAGAAUGUGAAGCUUUGAAACGACUAAAGGAAUUGAAGGAGGCAUUUGGAAUUAAGGAAGAAACCAAUAAUUUUACAAGUAAUGAACUAGAUGCGUUAAAAAAACUGGUCUCUGUUGCUACAACAUUUGAAGAACUGCAGUUACCGUUUACAGAGGCAGCAUUAUCAGUAUAUUCAAAGCAAGAAAGAUGGUGUUCACAAAUUGAAGCUAUUCUUAAUAAAUUAAUGGACGAUAAAACACGUUCAAGCUUGCAUUUCAAACCUAUGAGGCCUCCUCAACGCCACUUCAUCCGUGAACUAGCCAAAGCUUACGGCCUAUAUUCCGAGUCUCAGGACAGAGAGCCCAUGAGAUCUGUAUUUAUUAAGAAAGAAGAUAAUGGCGCAAGCAAUAAACCAGUCUUAUCAUUAGCAGAAGCUUACCCACUAUAUGAAUCAUUUAAACAAUUGCAGAAGGAAAGGAAAGCACAAGAAUUUCAAGCUCGCACCACAGCUAAACUAAUCAACUUCGAGGUUCAAGAUACGGAACCUAAAGUAGAGGUGGCUAAGAAAAAUGGUUUUUUGGUUCAAAAUUUGGUUGCUGGAAAUACUGCCGAAGAUCUAAGGAGAUUUUUUGAACCACAUCUCAAGCAUACGUUAGUAGUGAAUCCUCAAUACCUAAUCCUUGAUGAUGGCAAAACAGCACUAGUGUAUCCUGAAAAUUACGAAACAGCAUCCGUGAAUACCGAACGUGACAUGGAGCUUUUGGUUGGACACUUCGAUUUUAUGGCCAAAGAGGCAUUUUUGGCCGAUUCCAUUUCGUUGUGUUCAACUGAAGAAGAACUUGAAAGAAGGUUGGAUACGCCCGUAAUUCAAGAGGAUAGUCCUGUAAUGGAUAAUAAUACAUGA
Molecule: messenger RNA, 2898 nt
Organism: Saccharomyces cerevisiae S288C
Lineage: Eukaryota; Fungi; Ascomycota; Saccharomycetes; Saccharomycetales; Saccharomycetaceae
Gene: FAP1
Product: Fap1p
Exons: 1
Coding region: 1-2898 (965 amino acids)
Cellular component (GO): cytoplasm; nucleus
Molecular function (GO): nucleic acid binding; DNA-binding transcription factor activity; zinc ion binding
Source: RefSeq, marked reviewed